GUUUUGUUUCGCCUACUCCUACAACGGCUCCCAAGUCUGGGGCGAUGUCUCUCCAGGUUAGGUUAUCCUACCUAGCUUGUGUCCCAGAUCCCUUGCCCGCUGUCCCACCAGAGCCCUGUCCCUUAAACACUGAAUCUGGGCAGGUGGGGCGGCGCACCGGAGCCUGCGGCUGCGGCUGCGAGCCCCGGGGCCACCGCAUCUGCGAUACCCCGGGCCGCUGCUGCGUGGAGUGUAGGUCGCUGAGCAGGUACCUGGAAAACAUGACUGAGAAUGAGAGCAAGACCUUGGGGAAAGGAAGUGUCCCCCCAGGGCCGGUCCCAGAGGGCCUGAUCCGUGUCUACAGCAUGAGGUUCUGUCCCUUCGCGCACAGGACUCGCUUGGUCCUUCUGGCCAAAGGCAUCAGACAUGAAGUUAUCAACAUUAACCUGAGAAAUAAGCCUGACUGGUACUAUACAAAGCACCCUUUUGGCCAAAUUCCUGUCCUGGAAAAUAGCAAAUGUCAGCUGAUCUACGAAUCUGUGAUCGCUUGUGAGUACCUGGAUGAUGCUUAUCCUGGAAGGAAGCUGUAUCCAUAUGACCCCUAUGAGCGAGCUCGCCAAAAGAUGUUAUUGGAGCUAUUCUAUAAGGUCCCACAUUUGACCAAGGAGUGCCUGGUAGCAUUGAGAUGCGGGAAAGAAUGCUAUGAUCUGAAGCUAGCCCUUCGUGAGGAAUUCUGCAACCUUGAAGAGAUUCUUAGCUAUCAGAACACCAUCUUCUUUGGUGGAGACUGUAUCUCCAUGAUUGAUUACCUCUUUUGGCCCUGGUUUGAGCGGCUGGAUGUAUAUGGAAUAGCUGACUGUGUGAACCACACCCCAGCACUUCGGCUCUGGAUAGAGGCCAUGAAGCAGGACCCCACGGUGUGUGCUCUUCUCAUAGAUAAGAACAUUUUCCUGGGCUUCUUGAAUCUCUAUUUUCAGAACAACCCCAAUGCCUUUGACUUUGGGCUUAGUUCUUGAGCCCCACAGUCCACCCCUUCACCACCCAGAAUUCCCAAGCAUGUCAUGACUCUGUAUCAGGAAUUGUUUGGGUGGGUCAAUCAAUCUCUGUUCAUUUUCUUUGAGGUUCCCAAUAAACAUGGAGACAGAAAAGCUA
Miniopterus natalensis is the source of this 1131-nucleotide messenger RNA. It is a transcript of the gene GSTO2, whose product is annotated as glutathione S-transferase omega 2. Gene Ontology annotation, cellular component: cytoplasm. The record is from RefSeq and is a predicted model, not a curated record. NCBI's taxonomy places the organism in Eukaryota, Metazoa, Chordata, Mammalia, Chiroptera, Miniopteridae. Gene Ontology annotation, biological process: L-ascorbic acid metabolic process; glutathione metabolic process. Gene Ontology annotation, molecular function: glutathione transferase activity; glutathione dehydrogenase (ascorbate) activity.